CGUGACGCGGGCUGCGGCUGGGAAAUGUGGGUGGCGGGGCAAGAUGGCGGCGCACCUGUCGUACGGGCGAGUGAACCUGAACGUGCUGCGCGAGGCGGUGCGUCGGGAGCUGCGCGAGUUUCUGGACAAGUGUGCUGGGAGCAAGGCAAUUGUGUGGGAUGAAUACUUAACAGGACCAUUUGGACUGAUUGCCCAGUACUCACUACUAAAGGAACAUGAAGUGGAAAAGAUGUUCACACUUAAAGGAAGUCGUUUGCCGGCAGCUGAUGUCAAGAACAUCAUUUUUUUGGUCAGACCCAGGCUGGAAUUGAUGGAUAUAAUUGCUGAGAAUGUACUAAGCGAGGACAGGCGUGGCCCCACCAGGGAUUUCCAUAUUUUGUUUGUGCCUCGCCGGAGCCUGCUGUGUGAGCAACGGCUGAAGGACCUGGGAGUUUUGGGAUCCUUUAUUCAUCGAGAGGAAUACAGUUUAGAUCUCAUUCCAUUUGAUGGAGACCUUUUAUCCAUGGAAUCAGAGGGCGCUUUCAAAGAGUGCUACCUGGAAGGCGACCAGACCAGCCUGUACCACGCAGCCAAGGGGCUGAUGACCCUGCAGGCCCUGUACGGAACUAUCCCCCAGAUCUUUGGGAAAGGAGAAUGUGCUAGGGUUCAGCUCUCAGCUCCCACGCCCGGCAACAACCACCUGGAAUUCCAGACUCUGGGAAUACAAUGCCCUCCUAACACUAAGCAAGUGGCCAAUAUGAUGGUCAGGAUGAAGAGGGAGUUCACAGGAAGCCAAAACUCAGUGUUCCCCGUGUUUGAUAACCUCUUGCUGCUUGACCGGAAUGUGGAUCUCCUAACGCCGCUCGCCUCCCAGCUCACGUACGAAGGACUCAUCGAUGAGAUUUACGGCAUCCAGAACAGUUAUGUGAAGUUGCCUCCAGAGAAAUUUGCGCCCAAGAAGCAGGGCGGCGGCAGUGGUGGCGGGAAGGAGCUUCCCAUGGAGGCGAAGAAGCUGCAGCUCAACUCUGCAGAGGAGCUCUACGCCGAGAUCCGAGACAAGAACUUCAACGCCGUGGGCUCGGUGCUCAGCAAGAAGGCAAAGAUCAUCUCCGCAGCCUUUGAGGAGCGACACAAUGCUAAGACGGUUGGGGAGAUCAAGCAGUUCGUGUCCCAGCUACCCCACAUGCAGGCGGCCAGGGGAUCGCUCGCCAACCACACCUCAAUUGCAGAGUUAAUUAAAGAUGUCACCACUUCUGAAGACUUCUUUGAUAAGUUGACGGUGGAGCAGGAGUUCAUGUCCGGGAUAGACACUGAUAAGGUCAACAGUUACAUCGAGGACUGUAUUGCCCAAAAGCAUCCGCUCAUCAAGGUGCUGAGGCUGGUCUGCCUCCAGUCUGUGUGCAGCAGUGGGCUCAAGCAGAAGGUGCUGGACUACUACAAAAGGGAGAUCCUCCAGACCUACGGCUAUGAGCACAUCCUGACCCUGAACAACCUGGAGAAGGCCGGCCUGCUAAAGGCUCAGACAGGGGGCAGAAACAAUUACCCAACAAUUCGGAAAACAUUACGCCUCUGGAUGGACGAUGUCAAUGAACAAAACCCCACAGACAUAUCCUAUGUGUACAGCGGUUACGCCCCCCUCAGCGUGAGACUCGCACAGCUCCUUUCCCGGCCGGGCUGGCGGAGCAUCGAGGAGGUUCUCCGCAUUCUCCCAGGGCCCCACUUUGAAGAAAGGCAGCCACUGCCCACCGGGCUGCAGAAGAAACGCCAGCCAGGAGAAAACAGAGUCACACUGGUAUUUUUCCUCGGGGGCGUCACCUUUGCUGAAAUAGCUGCCCUGCGCUUUCUGUCCCAGCUGGAAGACGGAGGCACGGAGUAUGUAAUUGCGACCACUAAACUGAUGAAUGGAAACAGCUGGAUAGAAGCUCUCAUGGAAAAGCCUUUCUAGAUCAGAGGAGACGUGACAGGUUACCACACAGUGAGCUGCCUCUGUGGACAUAUUACCCAAAGGAUGGAAAGCCAGGGGCAGGAGGACGGAAUCUAUGGGCUCAUGUUCCUCUCUGCGCUCUCUGUCCUGAAAAGGGAAGAUCAGCCUGGAUAAAGAAAUGAUGAGCUAGGCAUGGUGGCUCAUGCCUAUAAUCCAUUUAUGAGACAGAGGCAGGAGGAUUGCUGCAAGCUUGAGGACGACCUGGGCUACAUAGUGAGUUCCAGCAAAAGCCCUCCCUUCCAAAAAUAAAGAAGAUCCUGUUUGAGAAUUUUUAAGCUUAAAGCCUUCAUUUCUGGAGUAGUUUCUGGAAUGGUUAAGACCAUGGGGGUGAUAGCCCCAGCAGCCACACAACUGCAGGGCCGAGAGGACAAGAAGAAACUAGAAGCAGGAAUUCUGAUGCACAGCAGGUGUUCUAGAAGACGCCCCAUGCCCAGGGAAGUGGUUUUGUGUUGAUUACACUUUCCCACAGAACACAUUUGUGCCUCCAGUCUCUACCGAUCUGAUUCCUAAGGCAAACCUUGUUUCCUUCUGAAAAACUGAGAAGCUUGAAGGGGCUUCCCUUUCCACAUAGUGGAGUUUCUGUUCUCUGCAUUAGCUGUGUCUGCAGUUCUCUGCCCAGAAGUGUGAGCUGAGCGCCAGGCAGCUCUGCCAGCUAACUGUCCACAGGCACGUCUGGGUGUGCAUGUUGCUGACUCCAAGACUCACCAGUGUAGACGGCCCUGCCUGGACUUCUGUUUUCCUCCAUGUCCUCUGUGGACAGUUCUUCUGGCCCUUCAGUAUCAUGCAGUUCUGUCUCCAUGGUAACUGCCACAUGCACCUCGCAAGCCCUCUGGCUGUACUCAACUGCACACAUCCCCUUUGCCUGAAAAUACUCAGCUCUCAGUCCCUGGUCUGGUGGCCGAGUGCACUGUGGUCAGUGUCAGUCACAAAGAAACAAGUACCACCAGUGCUGCAGGGGGUGGAGCCCGGCCGAGAGCAGGCGUAGGCAUUCGGUGCCGGUGCACAUCCUGAUCUUCUCAGCAUCUGAAGGAGUUAAGAGCACCAAGUGGGGGAUCACGUAAUGGCUUUUCUGUCAUCAUCCAAGUCUCCAGAAAAGCUUUCCUGUCUCAGCUGGUCCUGGUCCUGGCCCAGGGGCAGUUUCUAUGGUUAAUAUUUUUCCUCUUGACUGCACAUUAUAAGUGACUAGAAUUGUGUAUUUAAAAGAAACAAGCUAGCAUUGAAGGAUAGCAAAGAUGUCUGUGUCUCAUGGAGUUAAUUCAGCCUUGAGUUCAGUAUUUGGAGUGGCAGGCAGUGGUGUGGGGGCAUUCCCAGAUGGCAGAGCAUUCUAGGCUUAGAAAACUCUUUUUCAGAUUCUUGUUACUCCAGGGAGACUAGUUUACCUUUGAGCCCCAGCAAUGGCUAGUCUCAGCUGCCUGGGACUGUAAUCCACCUUGUCAUCAGCGCUUUCCACUCUUGGGAUUCAGGGCGAGUCUGUCCACGUCUCCUUGGCUUGGGUGUUUGUCAGUGAACAGAUACUCAGUUGUAAUCUCAUGUGUCUGCAUUUGUUUCUGAGUCUAUAUUUACUUUCUCAGAGCAUAGCAAGGUCAACUCCUAAAAAUGUACCCAGCAGAAGACCCUUUUGAAAACCACACACUUUCUUCCUCUGUAUUCAGACACAAAGUGGUGGCAUCAUACAUCAUGCCUUGUGAUGGAAGUCCCCUUAGUACUCAAAGCUGCCUUUGUCUCUUAAGAGAGUGCUCUGAGAAAGGAUGUGGGAACGGAAGGCUUAUUCUUAGACAGGGUGAUUGUUUACACCAUGUCUGGACUUGUCCUGAGUUUGAGGACCAUUCUGCUGCACUGGCUGUCCUGAUUAAAGCCGUCUAUGUAGAUGCUAUUUCUGUCUCAAUUUAUACAUUCUUUCAUUGCCUUAAAUCUAAAAACUGUACUUUAAUGGACUGAUAUAGACCAAGAGAGAUGUGGUCAAGGAAGAUCAAACUGGACGUGUCAAGAGCUAUUUCACUUGAGCUCUGAUUGCACUAGACAUGGGUUGUGAUUACCAGGGCAUGCUGGUCUGCUUCGUUCUCAGUUGUACACAACAGGAAGCUAGAAGGACACAGUAGCACAUCUUUACUGCCACUACCAGGAGCUAAGGCAGAAAGAUUGCGAACUCAAGGCUAGCUGGGCUAAAUAGUGAGACCUUGUACAAAAAAAAAAAUGAUGGAGAGAGGGAUUUGUGUCGCUGUGCUGUUUAGCAUGCUCACAGCCCUGGACUUAAUCCUCAGAACACAGAGAAAAAGAAAGAGGCCCUGCUGGCCUGAACCUAGGAGGAAAUGUCUGUAUUCUGCAGAGUUGAAUUCAAGCAAAAAUACACCCAUGGUUGAGUCAAGGUCUUCCUGUGUAGCCCAGACUGGCCUGGAGUUCAGUCCUUCUGCUUCAAACUACUAAGUGCUAAGAUUUACAUACCCAGAAUUUUUUUUAGUCCUUCUCUCAUAUAUUGCAUCCCAACCAUGGUUUCCCCUCCCCCCAUUCACCCUACCUCUCCUCCCCUCUGCCUGCUCUACCUGCCUCAACUCCCCUCAGAAAAAAAGCAGGCUUCCCAGGGACAUCCGUCAAACAUGGCAUAGCAAGCUACAAUAAGACCAGGCACAUAGCAUCACAUCAAGGCUGAACAAGGCAUCCCAGUAGGAAGAAAAGGGUCCUUGUAGGCAAGAGAGUCAGGGCAGCCCCUGCCCCACUAUUAGGAUUCUCUGAAGAAAAGCAAGCUAUGCAGCUAUAACAUAUGCAGGGGACCUAGGCCAGACCCACAGGCUUCCUGAUCUCUUCAGUCCCCAGGAGUCCUAGUCAAUUGAUUCUGUGGGCCUCGUCUCACACCAUGCCCCUGACCCCUCAGGCUCCUCCCGUCCUUUCUCCCAUCCUCUGAAGUGUGUGUGACUCCUAGUGUGUGUGACUGAGGGACUCUGCAUCUGCCUCAGCCAGCUGCUGGAUGAAAUCUCUCGUUUCUUUGAUGACAGUUCUUCUAGGCUCAAGUCCCAGAAUACUCUGCAUGCAGGGCAAACAUAGGUUGAAGGUUUUGGUUGGUGUCUCCAUCCCUCUACUUGAGGGCUUGCCUAGUUACAGAAGAUGGCUGGUUCAGGCUCAGGGUUCCCUGUCAUGAGGAGUCUUUGCUAGGGGUUACUCCCUAACAGCUAAUAUUCAGUUAUAAGUAAGUACAUACCAUGGUUGUCUUUCUGGGUCUGGGAUGAUUUUGUUUUAGUUCCAUCCAUUUGUCUGCAAAUUUUAUGAUGUCAUUGCUCUUUCUAGCAGCUGAGAAAAUUUGUGUAAAUAUCCCACACUUUAUCUAUUCUUCAGUUGAGGGGCAUCUGGGCUGUUUGCAGUUUCUGGCUGUUAUAAAUAAAGCUGCUUUGAACAUA
Apodemus sylvaticus (European woodmouse) is the source of this 5352-nucleotide messenger RNA. RefSeq names its product VPS33A core subunit of CORVET and HOPS complexes (gene Vps33a). Gene Ontology annotation, cellular component: lysosome; CORVET complex. The coding region runs from base 44 to 1924 and encodes 626 amino acids. The record is from RefSeq and is a predicted model, not a curated record. Gene Ontology annotation, biological process: vesicle-mediated transport; intracellular protein transport. The transcript has 14 exons. NCBI's taxonomy places the organism in Eukaryota, Metazoa, Chordata, Mammalia, Rodentia, Muridae.